AAGAUAAAUCGAAUCUCCAUAUUUUCAAAUUCAAUUGAGCUAGCAAUUACCCUUUAAUUGAAUAUUUUCCGUUGAAUUACAAUUUCGAUUAUUGUUUUCUUCUUCUCUCUCGAAUUUCUCGUAUCUUUUUCAAUUCAAUAUCACCCCAAUUUCUAUUAUUAUUAAACAAUGGUUGCUUUUACAGGUGAACACUUUGUACUCUCAAAUACUGAUGCUAAAAUUCCAGCAAUUGGUUAUGGUACUGGCACCAAGUGGUACAAGUAUGGUAGAGAUGAAAUUGAUGAAAAAUUGGUUUCAAAUUUGGUCAAGGCUGUUGAUUAUGGCUUUGUUCAUAUUGAUGGUGCUGAAGUUUAUAACACAGAUUCAGAAACUGGAUUAGCAUUAAAAAAAAUUAAAAAAAGCAGAGAAUCCAUCUGGAUCACCAAUAAAUAUUUUGCUGGUGAUGGCAGUUACAAAGCAAGAUCAACUGAAGCCAAUCCAUACGAAGCAAUUAAAGCCGGUUUAAAAAGAUUGCAAAUUGAAUACAUUGAUUUAUAUUUAUUACAUGCUCCAUUCAUCAAAAAGGAAACCCAUGGUUUCUCCAAAGUCGAAGCAUGGAAAUACUUAGAAAAGGCUUACGAGGAAGGUUUAGUCAAAAACAUUGGUGUUUCAAACUUUUCAGUCGAAGAUUUAAAGGAAAUCUUGGAAGAAGCUAAAUAUAAACCACAAGUCAACCAAAUUGAAUACAGUGCUUAUUUGCAAAAUCAAACACCAGGAAUUUAUGAUUUUGCUCAAGAAAACGGAAUUUUGCUAGAAGCUUAUUCUCCCUUAGCUCCAUUGUACAAAUUAUCCGAAGAAGAAAAAAAAACAGAUAAGUUGUUGUCAUAUUUAAAGCAAUUAAGUGCUAAGUACAACAAGUCGGAAACCCAAUUAUUGCUAAGAUGGACCAUUCAAAAAGGAGUAUUGCCAAUUACCACUACCUCCAACGAAACGAGAUUUGCUGAAAUUCCCAAUGUCU
Messenger RNA from Ascoidea rubescens DSM 1968, 997 nucleotides. RefSeq names its product Aldo/keto reductase. Lineage: Eukaryota; Fungi; Ascomycota; Saccharomycetes; Ascoideales; Ascoideaceae. The record is from RefSeq and is a predicted model, not a curated record. The transcript has a single exon. Gene Ontology annotation, molecular function: aldose reductase (NADPH) activity. Gene Ontology annotation, cellular component: cytosol. The annotation marks the transcript as partial.